Molecule: messenger RNA, 757 nt
Organism: Danaus plexippus (monarch butterfly)
Lineage: Eukaryota; Metazoa; Arthropoda; Insecta; Lepidoptera; Nymphalidae
Gene: Pfdn6
Product: prefoldin subunit 6
Exons: 1
Coding region: 125-493 (122 amino acids)
Biological process (GO): chaperone-mediated protein complex assembly; protein folding
Cellular component (GO): cytoplasm; prefoldin complex
Molecular function (GO): protein-folding chaperone binding
Source: RefSeq, a predicted model, not a curated record
GUCAAAAAUUUUACCCAGUGGAUAUCCUGCUAGAAAACAUUUCUAUUUCGGUGACUUUAUAUUUAAAGUGUUAUUAGACUUGAAUACAUAUUUAUUAUUAUAAAAUAACAUUUAUUGCGGUAAAAUGGCUGAUGAAGUGCAAAAGAAAUUACAAAAAGAAUUCGAGAUUUACAAUAAUUUAAAAAAGGAAUAUCAUAAGGCAGUAGCUCUGAAACAACAAUUGGAUAGUCAACUUAAUGAAAACAAAGCUGUUAAAGAAGAACUAGCAUUACUAAAGAAGGAUUCGGAGGUCUUUAAACUUAUUGGACCAGUCUUAGUCAAACAAGAUUUAGAAGAGGCUAGACAGAACGUUUCCAAGAGGAUGGAAUAUAUUAAUAAGGAAAUUAAAAGAUGUGAUGGUAACAUAUCUGCAUUAGAGAAUAAACAAGAAGCCGUUCACGAAAAUCUUAACAAACUGAAAAGUAAUUUGGAACAUUUAAAAAUAUCAGGCUAAUUUCCCGCUCUUGUUAAUAUAAAUUAUUGUUUUGCAUACUAACAUUGUAAUCAUAUAAUGCAGGUGAUUACUGCUUUCCCUCUGUAGUUAAAAAGGAAUCCCUCAAAGAUUUCCUGAAGACUAAUUAAUCCUAUAAAUUUAUGUAAAACUCUUCAGUUCCAUCUAAAAAAAUUAUGCACUCUAUAUUUUUAAUCUAUUUUAAUGUAUAGAUAAACUGUAAACUGAAAUAAUGUAAGUUUGUAUUAAUAAAUAUAAUAAGACUUA